CGCUCUUGUUUCGCUUCUUUCCCGAUCUUUCGGCCACCCCCUUCUUAGGGCGUAAGCAACGAAAGGAAAGAAGAUCCAAGCCUCGCCUAUCUCUGCGGUUCCCCGGUCGCCCGAUCCGCGUCCAAGAUGGGAUACAUCGGCCACCAUGGGGUGGCGACGUUGCACAAGUACAAGUACAGCGGCGUGGACCACUCGCUAGUCGCUAAGUACAUCUUGCAGCCGUUCUGGAGCCGCAGCGUCACGCUUUUCCCUCUUUGGAUGCCACCAAACAUGAUCACUCUUACAGGAUUUAUGUUUCUGAUGGUAUCCGCAUAUCUUGGCUAUGUAUAUUCGCCCCAUCUUGAUACAGCUCCACCAAGAUGGGUCCACCUUGCUCAUGGAUUGCUUCUCUUUUUAUACCAGACUUUUGAUGCUGUUGAUGGUAAACAAGCUAGGCGUACGAAUUCAUCCAGUCCUUUGGGGGAACUUUUCGAUCAUGGAUGCGAUGCGCUUGCAUGUGCUUUCGAAGCCAUGGCCUUUGGGAGCACUGCACUGUGUGGUAGGAACACUUUUUGGUUUUGGGUAAUUGCAGCAAUUCCAUUUUACCUUGCAACGUGGGAACACUUCUUUACCAAUACACUUAUUCUUCCAAUAAUUAAUGGACCUACAGAAGGCCUCAUGCUAAUCUAUGUUUGUCACUGGCUGACAUUCUUUUUGGGAGCUGAAUGGUGGGCACAGGAUUUCAGGAAGUCAAUCCCAUUUUUAGGUUGGGUGCCAUUAAUUCCUGAGAUCCCAGUAUAUAGUGUUGUGCUAUUUAUGAUGAUUGCUUUUGGUGUGAUUCCAACUAUUGCUUCCAACAUCAGCAAUGUCCACAAGGUUGUCAAAGCGAGAAGAGGAAGCAUGAUAUUGGCAUUAGCAAUGCUAUUUCCUUUUGGCGUGCUUUUGGCUGGAGUUCUUAUCUGGUCAUAUCUAUCUCCUUCAGACAUUAUGCACAGUCACCCUCAUUUGCUUAUAAUUGGAACUGGAUUUGCAUUUGGGUUUCUUGUUGGAAGGAUGAUUCUCGCGCACCUCUGCGAUGAACCCAAGGGUUUAAAAACUGGGAUGUGCAUGUCUCUAUUGUUUCUUCCCCUUGCCAUUGCAAAUGCUCUCACUGCCAGACUUAAUGAUGGAGUUCCUCUUAUUGAUGAGUGUCUAAUUCUCAUUCUGUAUUGUCUAUUCACAGUGUUGCUUUAUCUGCAUUUUGCAACAUCCGUCAUCCAUGAGAUCACAAAUGCACUGGGCAUUUACUGCUUCAGGAUAACCAGGAAAGAAGCUUAAACAAUUUCUCACAUGCUGUUUGGGGUGAAAGCAAAGCAACAUGAUUAGGUACAAUUCAAAAAACACUAUCACUGUUAUCAAGUUUGCCAACAGAACAUGGAGUUUAUCAGAUGAUGAUCACCAGCAAUUGCACGCUCAUCAAUCAAUCGAGAAUGCGGAUGUUAUUCUGACAACAUUUGGAGUAGGAAAACAGAAAUAUUGAAAGGGCAAAGAGAUCUGAUGCAGAUGCAAAGCAAGAUUUUUUGGUCAAUGAUGCCUUGCUGUACUUAAAGAAUACAUGGAUCGAGUUUCUUGCUGAUUGAACACAGAUUGAUGUGGCCCUAUUGUUAAGGAUUUGGUGUGAGAAGUUUUGUUGGUUAAAGUUGAAAUCUGGUCAAAAUGGGCAAUGUUGUUUACUUUGGCAGACAUGUUAUUUUUCCAGUGGAAUUUUGACCAUCUGAA
This is a messenger RNA of Musa acuminata subsp. malaccensis (wild Malaysian banana), 1737 nucleotides long. RefSeq names its product choline/ethanolaminephosphotransferase 1. Lineage: Eukaryota; Viridiplantae; Streptophyta; Magnoliopsida; Zingiberales; Musaceae. Gene Ontology annotation, biological process: phospholipid biosynthetic process. The record is from RefSeq and is a predicted model, not a curated record. Gene Ontology annotation, molecular function: phosphotransferase activity, for other substituted phosphate groups. Gene Ontology annotation, cellular component: membrane.